This is a messenger RNA of Aspergillus steynii IBT 23096, 1200 nucleotides long. RefSeq lists its product as uncharacterized. Lineage: Eukaryota; Fungi; Ascomycota; Eurotiomycetes; Eurotiales; Aspergillaceae. The record is from RefSeq and is a predicted model, not a curated record. Bases 4 to 1200 code for a protein of 398 amino acids. The transcript has a single exon.
GUCAUGUCUCUACCAAUCCUCCUCUUCUCCAUCAUCUACCUGUACCUAACAGGGUCCAUAUUCUUCGAUAUAGCCCACUACCUCCUGCACCAAUGGAGCACCUCGCAAUGGAAACUCCUCCGAGCCCUCUCCCACUGCCACCAAUACCACCACCUCUACUACAACCGCUCCCUGAACUUCAACGCCCGCUACCGCCUCCAAAACGCCUGGAUCGCCCUCCCCCUCGAAAUGGCCUGCCAGAUCCUCGGCAGCAUCCUCGGCAGGGUCCUCAUCCAGGGGUUCCUAGCGGACAACACCCUCGACAAUAAACCCCUCUACCUCAUCACCAUCAUCCAGAUCAUCCGCACCCUCGUCGUCAUCGCCAUGAGCGGCCAUGACUCGAACCACAUCGCCUACGACACCGUGCCCAAAGACCCGCACGCCGUCCUCGUAGGCCCCCAAUUCCACGCCCUCCACCACGUCCACCCAGACCGGUACAUGAGCUCGAUGGUGAAGCUCUUCGACUGGAUCGCCGGCACAGCAUACUUCCUACGCAACAAGCGCGUCGUGAUCACAGGCGGCUCGGGGGCGUUUGGACAAGCGAUCGAGGCCAGACUGCACGGGGAGGGGGUGCACAGUGUACAAAAGCUGCGAUACGGACGGGACUGGACACAUGGCGACUUCUCUCGAACCACACCCAUGCUCGAGCAGGCGGAUAUUCUGGUCCUUGCGCACGGCAGCAAGGGCGCUGACGCUAUGGUUGCGAACUGCACAUCCAGCAUGCAUAUCGCUCGACGGUUCAUAGACUUGAAGACGAAGGCAGCGGGAGAGCGGAAGACACUCACGCUCCCGGAAAUAUGGUACGUGGGCAGUGAGAUCGAGGUGCACCCAGCGUGGGGGAUACCGAGUCUGCAGCGCUAUUCUGCCUCGAAGCGGGCGUUUGUGCCGUUUGCGCGGGCGCUAUAUGACGACCCGCGCGUGGUGUAUCGACAUAUCGUCCCUGCGGCGUUUGAGUCUAAGAUGGGGAGGGCGAUUGUGUCGCCGGAGUGGGCGGCUGGCGUGGCGAUGUGGUGGAUUCGGAGGGGAGCGAUGUAUGUUCCGGUGACGUAUACGGGGUUGGCGUUUUUGAAUUUUUUCAAGUUUUUGUAUUGUGUUCGUCCGAGUUGGGACGGGGGAGAUGAAAAGGAGAGAUUGGGGGAUGCGUUUGAGGAGCGCUCUUGA